Messenger RNA from Vanrija pseudolonga, 1467 nucleotides. It is a transcript of the gene atf1, whose product is annotated as Transcription factor atf1. Lineage: Eukaryota; Fungi; Basidiomycota; Tremellomycetes; Trichosporonales; Trichosporonaceae. The record is from RefSeq and is a predicted model, not a curated record. Gene Ontology annotation, molecular function: DNA-binding transcription factor activity, RNA polymerase II-specific; RNA polymerase II cis-regulatory region sequence-specific DNA binding. The coding region runs from base 1 to 1467 and encodes 488 amino acids. The transcript is spliced from 3 exons. Gene Ontology annotation, biological process: regulation of transcription by RNA polymerase II.
AUGACAGCAGUAGCACCUCCACCUUCCGUAUUGCCUUCAACAGGGCCCACGUCUACUGCCCCCUCAUCGUCAUCGGUCAAGGCCGAGAAGACUGAGGAAAAAUCUAAACCUCCUGUCACUGUCAAGGAGCCCAAGGAAGACCGCGACGGCAACAAGGACGAGGCUGACGCCAAGUCUCCGGGAGCCGCCAACGACUCCUCCAAUCGGUCAAUGUUUGACCUUGAGCCGAACCCAUUCGAACAAUCUUUCUCCCGUGGUUCAGCUUCCACCGAACGUACUACCCCUCCACGUGGUGGCGACGCCACUAGUGUCAAGCACAACGCUCUCCCUCCUCUCUCGUCUUUAACGAGCCCCGCCGCGGCCGACCCCAGUCAGUUCCCUUGGCUCGCCGGCCAUUCUCUUCGUGCAGGACCUUUGAGUCCUGCUAUGCUUGCUGGCCCCGCUCAAGGAAGUCAAGCAGCUGCCGCCGCGGGCGAGAACAACAGCAACACAUUCGAGUCGGGCACUUUCCGUACCGGUCUUACUCCUGGCACUGGAUCUGGCUUCACUCCGGGAUACAACGCACUCCUCAACUCAAACUUUGGUGCCCUGCCUAUGCCCAGUCCCAACACUGCGGCCUUCUUGAACAGCAUCACCAACGUCGACACCACCGACGGAGCUGCCCCUGCCAACAACGGUACCCAAGCCGGCCAGUUUAGCGAGCGUCAGCCCCCAUCUGCCAUCCCCCCUCACCUGCAGAGCCAGCAAGGCGGUCCCCACGGCCUGUCCCAUCUGAACCCUGCCCACAACGGCCAGGAGACUAUCCCUCCCAACGCGCUCAACGCCUUGACCACUGCCGCCAGCGAACUCAACCGCCCAGCCGGUGGCAUUGCUCCCCCAUUCUACCAGCCCGUGCACCCCGGCGCCGUUGCCCCAGGCAUGUCUCAUCCCGACUUUGCUCAGCAGAACGCCAAUGCGGCCAGCCAGGCUGCCAAUGGCUUGUUCCUCCUCUCCCAGGCUCACCAAGAGUUGUCAAAGCGGGAAGAGGAGGCCAAGUCGAGCACUCCCAAGCGCGGCGCGGAACCGAAAGCGGCUGCUGGCCAGAAGCGCAAGGAGUCUGGUGCCGGCAAGGGAGGUGCGGCCAAGAAGGGCAAGAAGGCCAAGGACGAGCCUAGCGAGUCGUCUGAAGACGAGGGUCUGGACGACAAGAAGGGCAACCGCAACGAGACCGAGGAAGACAAGCGCCGCAAUUUCCUCGAGCGCAACCGCCAGGCUGCUCUCAAGUGUCGCCAGCGCAAAAAGGCCUGGCUCGGCGAGCUGCAGAACAAGGUCGAGACGUUGUCAAUGGAGAACGAGCGUCUCCAGCAGACUGUCCACACCCUCGACGAGGAGAUUGCGCGACUGUCGUCGAUCCUCAUGCAGCACCGCGACUGUGGCCUCGGUAUCCCCAUGCAGCAGCAGCCUGCGUACGGCCGUCCCCUCCGUUAG